Messenger RNA from Ornithodoros turicata, 3163 nucleotides. RefSeq lists its product as uncharacterized. The coding region runs from base 488 to 3004 and encodes 838 amino acids. Lineage: Eukaryota; Metazoa; Arthropoda; Arachnida; Ixodida; Argasidae. The transcript has 2 exons. The record is from RefSeq and is a predicted model, not a curated record.
CUCUCGUCACCAUGGUAGAAUUCGCUCCCUUUCAAGUACCCACCCCUGAGCCAGUUGUCCUAUUUAUUCCAUUUAGUUUUGUCUGAAACAUUACAAGUUUAUCAUUACUUUGUAAAUUGGCGAAAGUUGGCCCAACCAGUAGCUCGUUUUGGUUUCGUUUUCGAGUGCUGCAGUUGCAGGUUUUCGGUUGCUUGCUCGUGUUUAGCCACAGCUGUGAGCGUGUCUGUACAAGACGCUUUACCAGCUUUACUUCCUUUCUUUCUUUCCUCUAUGGCGGUAUGAAUUGAGUGACACGAGCCUGCGAAUGAAGCGUUAACGUUAAGAUAUCAGUAUUGUCUUCCUCCUACCCAGUCCAGCUCGUCCCGACGUUCUCGCUCCAUGACUCAACAACGUGUUGCGCUUGUACUACAGUUUCAGUUUCAGGAAUGCCCUAACUGACGGUGUGGCUGUAGGUUGUCCACCGGUCUGUUGGACGACGUUAUUCACAAUGCCACCAAUUCGUCACGUCAUAUGUCCCAGAUGUCAGUGGAGGGCGCCUUCCUUGAAAGCACUGUUUCGUCACCUCCAUGGGAGCCAUAGCCAUGAAAAGAACUGGGUUUGUGGAUUGACCGGAUGUAUGCAGUCCUUUGUCCACUUCCCAUCCUACAGAAAGCACGUUUGGCGCAAGCACCUCAACAUCCUCCAGGGAGGGCCCAGUCUGCCUCCCACACAGCCUGAAAGUGGCCACGACAUGACUGCCCCUGAAAGAAAUGUGGAUGCACCCCCUGACAUACUCCAGGGAGAAAGUAGUUUGCUUCCUGCAGAGCCUGGAAGUGGCCACGACAUGCCUGCAUCAGAAAGUGUGGACGCACCACAUGACAUCAUUUCACCUGACCUAGCACAAGGAGACAGUGACGCAGAAAACCAAAGUAUCCUCCAGAGUGAUCACGACAGUAGCUCAGCCGUUGGAGAACCUGAUCAUGUGAAGCAAUUUGCCCAGCUGCUACUGAAAUGGAAAGAAAGCAAGCGCUUGCCAGAGACAACCAUCGACGAAAUUGCCAAUGAUAUCAUCUGCUACGUCCACGGCGUGACGGAUGACCUAACAACAAAACCAGUACAACAGUGGGCACAAAUUUUGUCAUCUGUUGGUGAUGGCAUGGAGAUGCUGGCUACAAAGGGAGGCCGCACAGAUUAUUGGACAUCCUGCCUGCCAUUUGUGGAGCCUCGCACCAUAGCACUUGGAACCGACGAACGUGGAAAACGAAGAGUAUUCCACUACAUUCCAAUACUUGAGGUUUUAGAAAAACUGCUGGAGGUCCCUGAUGUGUACAAUAAUUUCUACUGCCCAGACAGGGAAGAAGGCUACCUCACAACAGUUUUUGAUGGGACUGCAUUUCGUGAUCACUCUUACUUCAAGGGAGAUGAAGAUAUGAUUUGCAUACAAUUGUAUGCUGACGAAUUUGAGGUGUGUGACCCGUUAGGAAGCAAGAGGGGAAAGCAUAAGCUCCUCGGUGUCUAUUUCUCAAUUCUGAACCUUCCACAAAGGACAAGGUCUUCUCUCUCACAGAUUCACUUGGUGCUACUUGUGAACGACAAGUGUGCUUCCAAAUAUGGUCUUGACAAGGUGUUUGCCCCUCUUAUGGAGGACAUUGCGUCACUGGAGAAUGAUGGAAUAACCAUAAACGGACAGACACUAAAGGGAACCAUCUUCAUAGUGACAGGUGACAACUUGUCCUGCCACCGCCUUGGUGGCUUUAAGUGUAGCUUCAGUGGUGGGCGAAUAUGCCGGUUUUGUUUAGCACUGCGGCACGAAAUCAGCAGUAAGCACUUGGAGGCAGACUUUGUGCUUCGAACUCCAGAAAGCCAUCUGCAUCAUCUGAACAUGCUCAACACUGGCAUACCCACUUUGUCGUUGUACGGUGUUCGGGAACCCUGUCCUUUCAACUUCACCGGGUUUCACCCAACUGAACAUAUGCCCCCUGACAUCAUGCACGAUAUCUUUGAAGGUGUGAUCCCAUUCGUGAUGAUCCGCGUCAUUGAAGACCUCGUUUCCAGCGGGUUGUUUACACUAAGUCAUCUCAACAAGUGCAUAGAAGGCUACAGCUAUGACGUUGGUGACACCAGGAAUAAGCCCGAGAAGAUCGCCCCUGAUGUUCUCAAAGGAAAAAAAGCAAUGAAGGGCAGUGCGUCACAAAUAUUUUGUUUCUUUCGACACUUUGCAUUGUACGUCGGUGACUCUGUACCAUCCGAAAAUAGCACAUGGGAACUCUAUCUUCUAUUGCGUCAGAUAGUGGAGCUCCUUGUUUGCAGGAAGCUACCGACUGGUUAUGUGCCGUACCUGCAACGCCUCAUUCAUUUCUUCUGCCUAGAUUUUCAAGCCCUGUUUUCACAUGUUAAGGUGCCAUGUAAGGUACAUUACUUGAUCCACUACCCAACGUACAUUUCUAAAUAUGGCCCAUUAAUUAACCUCUGGGCAAUGCGUUUCGAGUCGAAACAUCAGUAUUUCAAAGACCUGGCACGCAAACUCCAUAACUUCAAAAAUGUCACCCACACCCUCGCAGUCAGGCAUCAGUUCCAUCAGGCUUACAUCCUGUCCGAAGCCUCGAAGGAGAACUCUGUUUUCCCUGCAGGAAGCCGUCCAGUUUUGCUGGAGCACGUCUCGGAAGUGGUCAGGUCUUACGUGGCCCACAAGUGUGUUACUGUUACGAACAUCUCUGUGUUGAGUUCUGUAAGAACUGGCAACAUCACUUACAAACCUGGGAUGACACUGUCGUACAGCACUAGUGAUGACGACCUACCCAAAUUCAUGGAAAUCUGCAACAUCUACUCUGUGGACAGGGACAUAGUCUUUGAAGUGCGUGAGCUGCUGUGCGUGGAGUUUGACAGGCACUUUCAUGUUUAUGUCGUAACUUCGACCGACAGGAUCUCCGUUGUGAAUGACACUUUAAUGCUCAGACCGGAGCCUUUGUAUGUCGUACGGCAGGGAAACAGGCAUGUAAUUAAUAGCCGCAGUGCUAUACUCUAGGCCAGGUAUAGAACGGACGCGAGAACAAUACAUGUACAACGGAGCAGUGGGACAUAAUUUGCAACUGCUAAUCUUUUUUCCUCACAUUUGUAACCCAGGUGAUGUGCUUCAUGAUAUAAAAAAACACUUGUUUUGUGUCUGAUGUACAGAAGCCACCAA